Ceratotherium simum simum (southern white rhinoceros) is the source of this 754-nucleotide messenger RNA. Its product is annotated as glutathione S-transferase theta-2B-like. Lineage: Eukaryota; Metazoa; Chordata; Mammalia; Perissodactyla; Rhinocerotidae. Gene Ontology annotation, cellular component: cytoplasm. Gene Ontology annotation, molecular function: glutathione transferase activity. Gene Ontology annotation, biological process: glutathione metabolic process. The record is from RefSeq and is a predicted model, not a curated record.
CCUUCCCCGCCGCCCAGCCAUGUCCCUGAAGCUCUUCUUGGACCUGCUGUCGCAGCCCUGCCGCGCCGUCUACAUCUUCGCCAAGAAGAACGGCAUCCCCUUGGAGAUGCGCACCGUGGAGCUGUUCAAAGGACAGCACCUGAGCCACAAGUUCCUCCAGGUUAACAGCCUGCAGAGGCUGCCCACCCUCCAGGACGGGGACUUCGUCUUGACCGAAAGCGUGGCCAUUCUGAUUUUCCUGAGCGCUAAGUACCAGACAGCGGACCACUGGUACCCAGCCGACCUGCAGGCCCGCGCCCGCAUCCAUGAGUACCUGGGCUGGCAUGCCGACUGCAUCCGUGGCACCUUUGGUGUGCCCCCGUGGACCCAGGUGAUUAUGCCGCUCACUGGGACCCAGGUGCCAGAGGAGAAGGUGAGGCGCAACAGGACCGCCAUGGACCAGGCCCUGCAGCAGCUGGAGGACAAGUUCCUGGGGAACAGGGCCUUCCUCACCAGCCAGCAAGUGACGCUGGCUGACCUCAUGGCACUGGAGGAGCUGGUGCAGCCCGUGGCUGUUGGCUGUGACGUAUUUGAGGGACGGCCUCGACUGGCAGCAUGGCGUGAGCGAGUGGAAACUUUCCUGGGUGCUGGGUUGUGCCAGGAGGCCCACGGCCCCAUCUUGAACAUCCUGGAACGGGCAGCCAGCAAAACAUUCCUGGUGACCCUCCCAGAAGCCUAUCCGUUUGUGCUGCGUCAUAUUUCCAGGAUCCCCUGA